Thrips palmi is the source of this 829-nucleotide messenger RNA. RefSeq names its product UPF0545 protein C22orf39 homolog. The record is from RefSeq and is a predicted model, not a curated record. Lineage: Eukaryota; Metazoa; Arthropoda; Insecta; Thysanoptera; Thripidae. The transcript is spliced from 4 exons. The coding region runs from base 170 to 628 and encodes 152 amino acids.
UUCACGCACAGAAAUCAAAUUCGUGUUUAUAUAUCGCGAAGGACUUUGUGAAUGGUAGAGUCGUAUGUGGCCCAGACUGUUGGAAAAGAGUGAGGUUAUGUCUUCGGCAGCAGCAGACAGAAUACAAGUCCUCUGUAUUACUUUGGCUUCUUUUUUGAAUUGACGUGCUAUGGAUCAAACGUCGACCGGGCUGAAGAACUCCAAGGUUGCUCAAUCCCCAGAUAAUCCUAGCGAACUUCGAACGAAUCUGAUACGUCCGUGUGAAACGUACAAAGAUGAGUAUGAUGAAUGUCUGUCUUCAAAGGGUCGCCGACAGCAAAUUUUUGUUCAUGGUGAAGUUUUAGAUUGUGAGCAAUGGUCUAAGGACUUCAAAAAUUGCCAAAAAUGGACAUGGAAAAGUGAUGAAGAUGCUGCAAAAUCUAUCAUUGAAAGUGAAAUGCGAAGACUUGAUGACAGACUUAAGCCUCACCUUUUUAACCAGGUGUGGAAGAAGAGAGACAAGCCACCUGAAGACUGGAACAAACCACUACCUGAAUUUAUGGAACUUAAUAAGAACUCUUACCUAAACUUGAUUAAUGAAAAAGGGGAAGAAUCUGUUCAGCUUAGAAAUCAAUGUUCAAUACAAUAACAAUCUCUUCUAUUUGUAAACUUUGUUUGGUAGUGGAAUGGUGCCAGUUCAAGGGACAUCAGCAGAUUCCUGACAUCAGAAACUAAAUAGUGUAAAUAGUAAAAUUCUUCAUUCAGCAUUUUUCAGUGUGCAUGAUUAAUCCAUCACUGAAUUGUUAUGUUCUUCUCCAAUAAUAAUAAAAUAAUUUGGACAUAAUUACAA